This is a messenger RNA of Stegodyphus dumicola, 505 nucleotides long. RefSeq names its product U3-aranetoxin-Ce1a-like. The record is from RefSeq and is a predicted model, not a curated record. Lineage: Eukaryota; Metazoa; Arthropoda; Arachnida; Araneae; Eresidae.
CAGCUGUCGAUUUAGAUUUGCUGGGAAUAUUCCCACGUUUCGAACAUUUAAAAACUCGUCUUUGAAAGUUACGUUUAACAUCCAACAUGAAGACAUUAGUCGUAAUAGCUUUUCUUGUUCUCAUCGUUGCCCUGGUGGCAGGGGAUGAAGUUAAAAAAUGUGAUGUUCAAUCUGACUGCGCAGCAGAUGAAUGUUGUUUGAAGCUUCACAAGUUUUCCGCAGCAAAAUGCAAGAAACGAAGACAGGAAGGUCAGUUCUGUUUCUUGGAUGACAGAAUGCAUGAAGAAAAAUAUUACAAACAUCUCUGCCCAUGCGUAGAAGGCCUGGAAUGUAAGAAGCAGGAUAAGGGCCAUGCAAAGUGUAGCUAGAUGAAAAUAUUCUGCUGAGGACACUGAAGAAUGUUCUGCUUUUGUCCUUAACAAAAGAUUAAUAACAUCAUAACUGAUGAUAAUUUUAAUAUUUAAGAGUAAAAAUUGUAUCAAAUAAAUUAAUUUGAAACUUAGAA